This is a messenger RNA of Gambusia affinis (western mosquitofish), 3337 nucleotides long. It is a transcript of the gene wfdc1, whose product is annotated as WAP four-disulfide core domain 1. Gene Ontology annotation, molecular function: peptidase inhibitor activity. NCBI's taxonomy places the organism in Eukaryota, Metazoa, Chordata, Actinopteri, Cyprinodontiformes, Poeciliidae. Bases 1019 to 1639 code for a protein of 206 amino acids. Gene Ontology annotation, biological process: regulation of cell growth. The record is from RefSeq and is a predicted model, not a curated record. The transcript has 6 exons. Gene Ontology annotation, cellular component: extracellular region.
UACUAGAGGAGGGAAACCCAGUGAGGCCCCUUCCUCUGAAAUGCAGCACAUGCCUCCGUUUAGCACGGGUCACUGCCACUAACCCCCCAUCCAAACACGUUAUACAACUGCAUGUGUUACCAUGGCAACAUGCAUGUUGUCCUACAAAUAACUACCUCUAUAUUAGAGCUGCAAAUAUUUUAUGACACAAAUCUGGUACAUCAGCACAGGUGGAGACAAAGUCUUUAUUUUUUUAAAACUUCUCUUAUUUUUCAUUUUUAGAGAAUAGCAGCAGAUCUUUGGCUCUUCCAGGAUUUACACAUUCCUUCUGACACAUUGCUGUUUUUCUAGAAAAUCUCUGAAAUCUCAGAAACUUCAUUGAUAAAACUUUAGGAGUUUUGAAACUCAGAAAAUGUUGCCUCUGAUUUACACACUUCUUUUUCUCCAAGUGUGUUUCUGGAAAAUGUCUGUGAUUAACCUCAGAAAAAUCCUGGAAAGAAAAAAGUUGGAAUAUUUGGAGUUCCUUUUCAAUUUUUAAACCUUAGAAAUUUUUUCAAGUUUUAUUAAGUCAAUUUCUGAGAUUAAUUUAAAUAUUAUUAUUUAUUUAUUUAUCUAUUUAUUUAUUUUGGUGAAAAUGUAGUCCUCCAUUUUUUCUGUCUACAUUGGCUCUAAUGUGCCGUUUUGUUGUAGGUUGUAGUUUUGUCAGAGCUGCUUUUUGAUGGUUAAAAGUUAAAAAUGAGGCUGAAGUCAUGAUGUUUCUCCAGAAGCAGCAGCGGUGGGGCGGGUCGCAGUCGCUGCCCCUCCCCGGGUCGCUGCGGCUCUCAGACAGCUGCAGCUUCAUUUCCUCCUCUCUCUGUCUGGACUUUCCCCGACUCUGUCUCCGUCUCUCUAUCUGCGCUCUGCGGUUCGUCGCUGCUUUCAGGACCGGCUGCAGGGAGCGAGGCCGGGAUCCGCCGCUUCGGCUGGAAAUUGGGGACGAGGAGGAAGAGGAGAUAAAUGCGUGAAGAGGAAGAGGAGGAGGACGGUCUGAAGAGCGAGCAUGCCGGGCGCGUUGGAGCUGCUGCUGCUGUCCCUGCUGGUCCUGUCCACCGGAAGUGAUGUCAGGAGGAAGAGAGGACUCUCCCAGAAGGACUACGAGUACCCGAGCCACCCGCAGUCCGCGCAGCACCAGAAGAACGACCGGUGCCCACCGCCGCCCCAGAUGCUGCCGGACCGGGCCUGCGAUGUUCCCGGCUGCCGCUCCGACUCCGAAUGCGAGCGCCACAAACGCUGCUGCUACAACGGCUGCAUCUACGCCUGCCUGGAGUCCGUCCAGCCCCCACCGGUUCUGGACUGGCUGGUUCAGCCCAAACCUCGAUGGCUGGGAGGAAACGGCUGGCUGCUGGACGGACCGGAGGAGGUUCUGCAAGCGGAAGCGUGCAGCACCACGGAAGACGGAGACGAGCCUCUUCACUGCCCCACAGGCUACGAGUGCCACAUCAUCAACCCCGGGAACCCCGCCGCUGGCGUCCCAAACCGGGGCCAGUGCAUCAAGCAGCGCGCAAACUCCGAUGGACGAGGUUUGAGGCACAAAUACUUUAAGGACUACAAGGACUACUUGGGAUCCAGUUCCAACAACGCAGUGGGCUACGAGAAGCAUAAUCACAAACAUCUCGGAUGAAGACAUGUUGGAUUUUAUUUUCUUACAGUCAGCAUGAAAAAGCUUAGGACCAGAAAAUAAAAUGACAGUUGUUAGCUUGUUUAUUGUCGUCGUGUUGCAGAGCUUCAAAAUGCAAAAAGACAAAACAGAGAGAACAAAACACUAAGACCUGUUCAUCAGCUGAUCAGAGGUUUAGUUUUAAAAAUCUCCACCUAAAUCAGUUGUAAUAUCUUCGACUGAAGCGAUUAAUCAGAUUUAUUGCAAUAAAUUUAUUAUUGAAAUAAACAUUAACUGAUAAACUGGAGUAAAUAGACUCUUUCUGAGAGAACAACACAGUCAGAGCAGAACUGUACAAAAAUAUGAACAUUUUGCAUUAAAGAUAAAAAACUUGCUUUGUCUAUAAAUCUGUUUCACCCAGAAUUCGUCGAGUGGCAGUUUCAGCUUCACCAGAUUUGAUACAAAUAUUAGAAGGAUUUUUAGUGAUGCAUCCUUUGCUACAUAUGAUCAAACAUUUACUGACGGAAUGCAGUUAUUAAGUUUUAGCUAAUAAAAUAUUGAUUUUCUUAUUUAAAAAAGGAAUUUAAUUAUUUGCUUACUUGCAGCUCUUAAAGUAUUUCUAAUAUUGUUUAAAAUAAGUUUAAGAGGUGAAAUGAAAAUUCUGCUGCUUGUGACUCGAUUAAUCAAAUGAAACAAUUCCAUAAAAAACCUGAGCAGCAGAUGAACAUCCUGCUUAGAUUCUGCUUUUUGCAGCUCUUGUUUCAGCUCUGAGAUUAAAAUCUGUUUAUUCCAGUCGUCACCUCCUCCUGUUGUUAAAACAGGAUGUUUGUUGUCAGAUCGACUUUAAUACGACCUCAGAUGUUGACCCGCUCCAGUUUGAUCUCCUCCAACCUGAACCGAGACAGAUCUGAGGUUUUUCACUCCUCCUGCCUCCUCAUCAAGCCGUCGCCCGGCGUCCUGCUAUCCAACCAAAGAAAUGCUGAAAGUGUUCAGGAAAACAAAGACGAGGCCCGAUGUCAACCAAAGCUGUUCAUAAAAAACUUUUUUGGUGUUUUCUCAUUUUUUCCCCACAAACCAUCCAAACAAACUGGUCAUGAGAGAAAACCAGGACCAUGUGGCGCUCGUCCUCCUUCUGCUCAGAGUUCGUAAAUCUGCAAAUCGUUAAACUGCAGAGAGCGAAUAAAUCCCUCUGACAUUUCUGCUUCAAACCCCAAAAUGAUCUCAGAGUCAAAAUAAUUAGCAGAAUAAAUCCCAGAUGAGUCGGAACAGAGCAGCUGGGGGUUUUUAUCAGUUAUUAAAGGUUUUUGGGUAUAGUAAAUAAUAAAAUAUGAAUUAUAAACAUGCAUGAAUAAAGUUUGGCGUAUAUCCAUAGUUUUGUUUUAAAAGAAAGUAUUAGUUGCUAGAUCAAAACAAGCUGCAGUAAUAUUUUAACAAACAUCUGAUCAGUUGUUUACGUUCUAACAAGGACAUAAACGUGGAUAUUAUUUAGUAAGGUAAUAAAACUUCUGACAGUGUUGCUCAGAAAUGAUGACAGAGAGGAAGAAAUUUUCAGUAAUAAAUCUGAACAUUUAUUUACUUUUAUUUUCGAACUGAAGCAGCUUUAUGCUCUGUUCAUAUGGUGCUCUGGUUUUUACUGCCAAACAGAAGAAUAAGCUGAGAACUAAUUGAAUGUUUCUCUCUGACUGGUGCUGUGUUUUACUUUAAUAAACCUUACGACUCAAA